UCCCAUCGUACAUUUCGCCAAAGCUUUGUGUCACAACAAUUAGUUUCCGGUAGGGAACGAGGUAUCGCCAACGACAGAGGACAAACCAGACGAGCGAGGUGUCAAACAUGUCUGUGGAUUGGGUGGGCUAUGGAUACGCAGCCCUGGUGGCGUCGGGGGGAGUCGUCGGCUACGUGAAAGCAGGCAGUGUUCCUUCCCUGGCUGCCGGGCUUCUCUUUGGGGGUCUCGCAGGCGCGGGCGCCUAUCAGAUCUCCAAUGACCCCGCCAACAUUUGGCUGUCUCUCGUUACAUCGGGCGCGCUGACGGGUGUCAUGGGAAAAAGGUUCUACGGCUCCAGGAAGUUCAUGCCUGCCGGCCUAAUGGCGGGUGCGAGUCUGCUGAUGGUGGGGAAACUCGGCAUGGUGUUGCUGAACAAACCUCAGCAGUCCUGAUGGCCAAAGUGUAAUCCUUGACAAUUGCAUCGGUUGACAUCAAAAUCUUAAAUUCAAGCCGAUGCUUUAUUGACUGGAGUACAAAUUAUAUUGUAUGUCAAGAUCAUUUUGUAUAAAGAGCUUGAAAUAAAAAAGUCCGUCGA
Molecule: messenger RNA, 574 nt
Organism: Hippocampus zosterae (dwarf seahorse)
Lineage: Eukaryota; Metazoa; Chordata; Actinopteri; Syngnathiformes; Syngnathidae
Gene: tmem14ca
Product: transmembrane protein 14Ca
Exons: 5
Coding region: 108-431 (107 amino acids)
Biological process (GO): regulation of heme biosynthetic process
Cellular component (GO): mitochondrial membrane
Source: RefSeq, a predicted model, not a curated record